Messenger RNA from Paramecium octaurelia, 2322 nucleotides. Lineage: Eukaryota; Ciliophora; Oligohymenophorea; Peniculida; Parameciidae. The record is from the annotation of a GenBank genome assembly.
AUGAAUACAUAUGAUAAAAUCAGAGGCGAUUUGAGAAUUAAGAUGGACAAUCAAAGGAGCAAUAUUCAAAAAGUCUUGAAUGGUGAACAAAAUUUAUAUACUGCAAAGGAGGUCAUGACUUUCUAUACGUAAUAUUUUAUAUUUUAAAAAUAGAGAAAUAUACAAUUAUAUAGUUUAAGGGGAACAAUAAGGACAGAUGAUGUAUGAGUUAUUCAAGGAAUAUAUUCAAAAAUUUUUAUAAGUUUCAGAGGGAUUGGCAAAAGAAAGUUGGAAAGGGCAAAAAAAUUUUCUCGAAGAAAUUCUUUACUAACAUUAAAUUUAUGAAACUCAUACUCGAAUUCUUCAAAGUUAUUUCGCUUAUUUGGAUCGAUCAUUUGUUGAAGUUUCUAAUAAUACGACUUAAUAUCCAAAUUUGAAGUAGUAAGCUAAAAAGCAAUUUUAUGAAUCGUUCUACAUCAAAUUGUUUUCUUCAAUAAAAGAAGAAUUCAAGACUAAAUUAAAAUAGGAUCGAAUUCAACUUGAUAAAGAACAACAAUUGUAAUUACAAAGAGUAUAUAAAAUCAUAUAUGACAUGAAAGCAUUCUAAGAUAUAGGGAAUAAUUAAUUAAUUCAAAAGGAAAUUAAAGAGGACAGCAAAACCUAUUAUCUCUAAUAAUACAGCAACUUUUAAUAACAGUCCUUUUUGGAUUAAAUAAAAUCACUAGUUCAAUUCAAACAAGAAGAAUUAAGUAGAAUUAGAUUAAUCUUUGGCUGUGAACAAAAUGAACUUUAAAAAGAAUUAAUCGAUUUAUUUAACAAUUAUAUCAUAAAUAGUUAUGCUUUAGAUUUGAAUUCCGACAAUAAUGAUACUCUUAAAAAUAUUAUAUUUUAGGAUUGUUAUGAAGUAUAGCAUUUUCUAUAUAAAUUAGUAAUUUGGUUAAUUGGUAUUCUUUUUUGACCACUUCAAGAGCAAUACACACAUUUUUGUCAAGAAAUUCCAAGAAAUCAUCAUACAAUAAGGUAUGGAAAUCAUUGCAGAACGAUAAAACAGAAUCCUUUAAACUAAAAUCAAGUAAGAGAAGGAAGAUCAAGUAAUUAUCAACUUAAUUUUCAAUAGUAAAAUAAAUUCUUAGAAUAACUAAUCUCCUUAUAGCAGUCUUAUAAGAAAUUGAUCUACGAACAUGCUGAAAAUAAUCAGUUCCUGUUAGCGAAUCUACGUGUAGCUUUUGAAAUCAUAACUGCAAAUGCUGAUCAAUACUUUAUCAUGGAAUCGCUAUUGCAAAAACUUCACACUUUUACUCUUAAAAGAAUAGAUAUUGGUGAAGAAAAACAAUUAAAAGAGGUUAUGCAACUCUUGGAAUGCUUUUAAGCCAAGGACUUAUUGUUGAGAAACUAUUAAAAUAAAUUAGCAUAAAGAAUACUAACACUCUUUGAUUAUCAUUCCGAUAUUGAUAAACAAAUCAUUGAUCAAUUUCGUAAGACUUUUGGACCAGAACAUACCAAGUAACUUGAGUCCAUGAUUAAGGAUUACGAAUAGUAGAAGAAUGAGGACAAAAUAUCCAUUUCUGAUAUUGAAAUUCAAGCCAAAAUACUUUAAAAAGAAUAUUGGCCUGAAAUUAGACCACAACUUGGUCUAGAGAAUAUAUUGAUUCUGAACUAAUUAAAAGCUGCUUACAGGCAGAAAUUCAACUCUUAACAGGAAAAGAAUUAACUGUAUUACUCAAUAUAAUAAUAUAUUAUAGAAUAGAAAUUAGUUGGUAAGAUCAAAUAUCCAUGAUGGAAUUGAUGUUCAGAACUAAUUAAGAAUACAAAGUCAUCAUCGGAGUUGUUGGUGGUGCAAUCUUGUUACAAUUUAAUGAUUAAAACAACCCAUUAACUAGUGAGCAAUUAGCAGUAAGUUUAAAUUAUUAAUAAAGUAAUCAAUUGGAGUCAACAACUAGUAUUUCCUAAACCAAAUCAAAUUACUAGAAUCCAGGAAGUUACUUAUAAGAGAUGGAUAGGCUUACAAGUUCAAUGAAGAAUUCUCAAAUCCCAAGCUUAAAUUUAGAGUGGGCAUCAUCUUGGAAUCAUUUGUUGAAUAUUAAUGUAUAUCAAUUUCAUAUAGGUUUAAUAGAAGAGGAUAUCUAAGGAGAUAGAAAGAUUGCUAUUUAAGCUGCAAUUGUUCGAAUUAUGAAAGGCAAAAAGACUUUAACCUUUUAACAAUUGAUUCAAUCGGUAAAAGAGUAAUUAAAGAUGUUUAAACCAAAAGAUACAGAUAUCAAAGAUGUUAUUGAGAUUUUAAUGAAUAAUGAGUAUUUGAAAAGAAAUCAAUAAAACAUGAAUGAGUUAAUUUAUGUUAGUUGA